Paramecium tetraurelia is the source of this 1530-nucleotide messenger RNA. RefSeq lists its product as uncharacterized. Gene Ontology annotation, cellular component: dynein complex. The transcript has 3 exons. The record is from RefSeq and is a predicted model, not a curated record. Lineage: Eukaryota; Ciliophora; Oligohymenophorea; Peniculida; Parameciidae. Gene Ontology annotation, biological process: microtubule-based movement. Gene Ontology annotation, molecular function: minus-end-directed microtubule motor activity; dynein intermediate chain binding; dynein light intermediate chain binding.
AUGGUCACAAAUAACUUUUUGCCUACUCCUGCCAAAUCUCAUUAUGUCUUCAAUAUGAGAGACAUCUCCAAAGUCAUUCAAGGAGUCUACUAAUUAGACAGAUUGUAUUGUGAUAACAAAAUGACUGUACUUAGAUUGUGGGCGCAUGAAUGUUUAAGAGUAUUCCAUGAUAGACUCAUUAGUGUUGAGGACAGAUAAUUAUGCAAAUAAUUGAUCAACGAUCAAUUGGUCUCAUGUCUCUAAACCACCAUCAAAGAGUGUACUAAUGAAAAUGAAGAUGACACAGUCUUUGCCAAUUUCAUGGAGGAAAGUGGAGGCAAAUACAUUGAAGUGACAUAUAAUGACAGAGAGAAUUUGAAGAAAUUCUUAGAGGAGAAAUUGGUCUAAUUCAACACUGAAAAUAAGUCUAAGGCCAUGAACAUAGUUCUCUUUUAAGAAGCAGUCCAUUACAUUUGUAAGAUCAAUCGUAUCAUUAAUUUGGGCAAAGGACACGGAAUGCUUGUUGGAGAAGGUGGUGCUGGUAGACACUCACUCACAAAAUUAGCCACUCAUAUUGCUGAAUACAAGAGUUGGUAGAUUGAAGUCAGUAAGAAUUAUAGAAUGAAAGAGUUCAGAGAAGACAUCAAAAAAUGGUGUGAAGAGGCAGGAUUUAAGGGAGUCUCUGGAACCUUCAUCUUUAGUGACAAUCAAAUUGCUAAUGAGGGAUUCAUUGAAGAUAUCAAUAACAUUCUCUCUGUGGGUGAGGUACCAAAUCUAUUCAGUCAAAAGGAAGACUAUCCCUAGAUCAAAGAUAGAAAAACAAAUUAGACAAGGAUGCUAAAAUCCAAGAUGAAGACCCUCAUCGAAUAUUUCUUCACUAGAAUUCAAAACAAUUUCCAUCUUAUGAUUUUGAUGAGUAAGACUGGAGAGAAUCUAAGAAACUAUUGUCGUAUGUAUCCAGGUUUGGUUAAUAAUACCACUAUGAUUUGGCUUUGGUUGAAGUGGCCAACAGAUACUUGUUACAAUUAAAGUUGGACGAUGAAUUAACUGCUAACAUUUGCCAAGUUCUUUGGAACUGCUCACACAAAAGUGCUUUCCUUGAGUAAUAGAAAUGUUCCAAGAAUUAAAAAGAAUCUACUAUGUGACACCCACCCAAAUUAUAUUGAAUUGGUCAAAGGGUAUAAUGAUUUAUUGGAGAAGAAAUAAAAUGAAAUUGGUGGUGAAGUUCGCAAACUAACUUUGGGAUUGUAGAAAUUAGAUGAUGCAGCAGCAAACAGUGAAGAAUUGCAAAAACAAUUAUCCAUUUAUCAAAUUGAAUUGGCAAAGAAGAGUAAGGAUUGUGAAGAGUUGAUGAUCAAAAUAGAGAGUGAGUCAAGAGAUGCAAAUGAGAAAUAAGUAGAAGUGGAAACCAGAUCUGCUCAAGUGGAAAAGGAAAAGGCUGAAGUGGAGACUCUGGCAGAAGAAGCACAAAAGGAUUUAGAAAAAGCAGAACCUGCAUUGAGAGCAGCUGAACAAGGAUUGGAAGUAAUUAGAUAAAUAACAAUUGGCUGA